GCAGAGGACGUUGGUCUGUCCGCGUCUCUUCAAUAUCAGCCUUAAAAAACCUGUGUGAGGUAAUUUAGCAGCGGACACCGGAGCGAUCGCCUCCGAGCGUCGAGUGGGCGGAGCCUGUCUCUCGGCGUGUUGUCGUCAUAGAGAUAGGUGCUGGAUGGUAAACGCUGCUAUGUACCGUGCCCCAGUCUGGAGGCUGAGCCCGAAAGAGGGAGACCGACUACCGCAGCUUCAGCUCGUUUUUUAAACAUUAAAGGAUAACUAACGCCGCUAACAACCCGGACGGCACGGCGCCCACGCUUUAAGAUCCAACUCUUCCAGCUGUCGUUCUGCAUCGACGGCACGCUGUGAGAAAAGACUACGCUCCGCUGUGCCUCAGUGCUCCUCAGACGCUUGUCCUUGACAUCCAAAUGUUGUGUGUCGAUUGCCAUGCCGCCCGUCCUCUAUGAGUUAUGACGACGGCUGCCUCCCUGACUCAGGAACGAGGCUCCUCCUCCACUCACCAGUGCGCAAAUCACAUGAUGUAAUGAAGAAGGGUCUUGAAAGUCUACUCUUCAAGGAGUCUGCCAGCAGGAUAUGAGUAUUUUGAGCCCUUUGACAGAUAACAAAUCAAACCUUGUGGGAAUUGUGGGAAGCCCAGAAGAAUACUCCAGAGUCAUGCAGUCAGAGGAGCUAUUCAGCAGGAAACUCAAAGCCCUGAAUGGUGGCAUGGGACCACCAGCCUCCAGCAUGCAGGGGAAACCUGACGGUGCAGGCAAAACAAAUGGAACUCCAGCAAUGCCUAAAAUGGGCGUCAGGGCCAGGGUGACAGAAUGGCCACCGAGGAAAGAUGGAUGGGAUGGGCGGCCUUCACCUAACUAUCAGAGUGUUAUACCAGUGUUUCAGAACGGCCAGCAGGAACAUGCGGUGGAAAUAUUAGAACAAGGUGAGGCCGUCUGUCUGGAAGUGGACUACACAGAUAAAUACACACUGAGUGACCUUCUCAGCCACUCCCCGCUGAAAGGUCUCCACCCUAUCCGUCAGCGUAGCAACAGCGAUGUCACCAUAAGUGACAUCGACUCUGAGGACAUAAUGGACCAGCAUGCUGUCAACCCAAACACUGGAGCCUCGCUGCACCGCGAGUACGGGAGCACAUCUUCCAUCGACCGCCAAGGCCUGAGUGGGGAUGGCUUUUUCACCAUGCUUAGGGGCUAUCGAGUGGAAACCCUGGACCACCGUAGCAUACCGCCCCUGGGUUUCCCAGAGUUGUUGCGUUGUGACGCAUCCCUCUCCCCCAGCUUGCAAACAGCAGCACAAAUCGCAAGGGGGGAGAUAGUCCACAUUCCAGGCUACGACUACAUAGAUAACUCUUUCCUCUACAGCCGUGAACCGGAGAAGUCUUUCAUGAGGCGUCUUAAAUCAGAGUCAUCUGAAACAUCUCUGUUCAGGAAAUUGCGGACCAUUAAGAGUGAGAGUGAUGCCUUGCGGCUCUCGAUAGAGGACGACCGGCGACCACUGAGCUUUCAGAAGUGCUUUGCCCAUUACGAUGUUCAGAGCGUGCUUUUUAACAUCAGCGAGGCGGUGGCUAGCAGAGCUAACCUGAGCCAGAGGAAGAACACUACAACCGGGGCUUCGGCAGCCUCAGCUGGACUAGGGGCUGGGGCUUGUGGAGUGUCCGGAGGUGGACCCGUGACGGGACCUGUCGUCGGGGCAGAUGGUGGAGCACCAGGAUGUAGCAGUGGAAACCCGCCUAUGUUUGAGUCUCCUCUGGGCAGCAGGGAGGACUUAAACCCCAAAGAGAACCUGGAUGUGGACGAAGGCGAUGGGAAGAGCAACAGUUUAGUGCUAAGCUGCCCACACUUUCGCAAUGAGAUCGGUGGAGAGGGCGAGAGGAAGAUCUCCCUCUCCAGAGCCAACAGUGCCAACUACAGUGGUAUGUCAGAGAGCUGCUCGUUUGAAUCAUCUCUAAGUUCCCACUGCACCAACGCCGGGGUCUCCGUGCUGGAGGUGCCACGAGAAAACCAGCCGAUCCACAGGGAGAAGGUCAAACGCUACAUCAUUGAGCACAUCGAUCUCGGAGCAUACUACUACCACAAAUACUUCUAUGGGAGAGAGCAUCAAAACUAUUUUGGGGUAGAUGAAAAUCUGGGACCGGUUGCAGUCAGCAUCCGCAGGGAGAAGCUGGAUGAUGGAAAGGAGAAAGAGGGAAUGCAGUACAACCAUCGAGUCACCUUCAGAACCAGUCAGCUGACCACCCUCCGCGGAGCCAUCCUGGAAGAUGCCAUUCCCUCCACGGCAAGACACGGUACGGCCCGCGGGCUGCCGCUCAAAGAAGUGCUCGAAUACGUCAUCCCCGAGCUGAACAUCCAGUGUCUGAGGCUGGCCCUCAACUCUCCCAAGGUCCCGGAGCAGCUUCUCAAGCUGGACGAGCAAGGGCUAAGCUUCCAGCACAAAGUGGGAGUGCUUUACUGCAAGGCCGGCCAGAGUACAGAAGAGGAGAUGUACAACAACGAGAGUGCUGGACCAGCGCUGGAGGAGUUCUUGGAUCUGCUCGGCCAGAGGGUGCGCCUCAAAGGCUUCACUAAGUACAGAGCUCAGCUGGAUAACAAGACUGACUCCACGGGCACGCACUCUCUUUACACUACCUAUAAGGACUAUGAGCUGAUGUUUCACGUGUCCACCAUGCUCCCCUACACACCGAACAACAGACAGCAGUUGUUAAGGAAGAGGCACAUUGGCAAUGAUAUCGUUACCAUAGUAUUCCAGGAGCCCGGGGCCCUUCCUUUCACUCCAAAAAACAUCCGCUCUCAUUUCCAACAUGUGUUUGUCAUCGUCAAGGUCCACAACCCCUGCACUGAUAACGUUUGCUACAGCGUGGCUGUGUCCAGAUCUAAAGACGUGCCUCCCUUUGGCCCCCCUAUUCCCAAGUCUGUAACUUUCCCAAAGUCAGCAGUUUUCAGGGACUUCCUGCUUGCAAAGGUCAUCAAUGGAGAAAACGCUGCGCACAAGUCGGAGAAGUUCCGCGCCAUGGCGACCCGUACGCGGCAGGAGUACCUGAAGGACUUAGCCGAGAACUUUGUCAGCACGGCUACUAUAGACUCUGCCGUCAAAUUCAGCUUCAUCACCCUCGGAGCCAAGAAGAAGGAGAAGGUGAAACCCAGGAAGGAUGCGCAUCUCCUCAGCGUGGGGGCCAUCACCUGGAGCGUCCGUGCCCGGGACUUCGGCCAGUCGAUGGACGUGGACUGCUUGCUCGGUAUAUCCAACGAGUUCAUCGUCCUCAUUGAGGAGGAGUCAAAGAAUGUGGUCUUCAACUGCUCGUGUCGCGACGUCAUCGGAUGGACCUCAGGGAUUAUGAGCAUUAAGAUCUUCUACGAGCGCGGGGAGUGUAUUAUGCUAUCCGCCCACGACAACUGCGGGGAAGACAUCAGGGAAAUGGUGCAAAGACUAGAGAUCACCACCAGAGGCUGUGAGACGUCAGAGAUGACUCUGCGACGGAACGGCCUCGGCCAGCUCGGUUUCCACGUCAACUUCGAGGGCAUCGUGGCAGACGUGGAGCCCUUCGGCUUUGCCUGGAAAGCAGGACUGAGGCAGGGCAGCCGACUUGUGGAGAUCUGCAAGGUGGCCGUUGCCACGCUCACUCACGAGCAGAUGAUUGACCUACUGCGGACAUCUGUUACUGUCAAAGUGGUUAUAAUCCAGCCUCACGAAGAUGGCACUCCCCGAAGGGGCUGCUCCGAGCUCUACCGCAUACCGAUGGUGGAGUACAAGGUCGACAGCGAGGGUACACCCUGUGAGUACAAGACGCCCUUCAGGAGAAACACCACCUGGCAUCGGGUGCCCACAGCUGCGGGACAACCUCUAUCCCGGGGCUCGCCCACUCAGGGCCCCGACCGCCUGCAGUGCCAGCAGAUCCUCCAACAGCACCAAGCAGCUAUCCCGCGAAGCACCUCCUUUGAUAGGAAGUUGCCAGAUGGGUCCAGGACAAUGCAGGACAUGGAGAAUCCGCAGGUCACCUCGUGUAACAAGGGAGACCAACACUACCGCAGCUCCCCCAGCAACCAGUCCUCCUCCAGUGAUCCAGGACCCUGUGGCAGCGGCACCUGGUCCCAGCAGCCUGGAUAUGACGGGUGUCCAUCCCCGAUCCUCCACGAGCGUGCAGGGGACAUCCAGGGAGGGGACGGAGAGAUCCACAGGGAGAGGGAGCCAACUCUGGAGAGGACGAGGUCUGCAGAGGCCAAAUGGCACAUCCCUUCCACCAAGAUCCUGAACCCGCUGAAGCAAAGAGAAGGAGGAAAAGACUCGCCCAACAAGCUGUCCAGGGCGGGUGAUAAAAACUCAAGUCACUCAAGUAGCAACACUCUUUCAAGCAACGCCUCCAGCAACAGCGACGAUAAGCACUUUGGCUCCGGGGACCUGAUGGACCCGGAGAUGCUGGGCCUGACUUACAUCAAAGGGGCGUCCACAGACAGCGGCAUAGACACUAAUCCCUGCGUGGCCCCCGGGGCCCGGGUGCUGCUGCAGAGCAGGGUGGGGGAGCAGGGGCACCCCUGGGCGUCGGAGCACCACGAGGACGGGGCGUCGGAGGAGGAUCACGGGAAAAUGUACUUGCCGCAGGGCUACGCUUCUGCCAUCAUGUCAAGUCACGUGACGGAGGGCAGUAUUGGAGACCUGAGCGAGAUCUCGUCCCAUUCGAGUGGCUCACACCACUCUGGCAGCCCACUGGCCCGUGGUGCCCGAUACUGUAUGUCCGCUGACUCCUCCAAGGUGUACACCAUCCCCCAGGCCAGCAGCUCAAGCCCGGGGCCAGAGCUGGGACCCGAGCCCGGGCCCAGCUCGGAGGCCUGCGGACAGACACGCACACAGUCCGAUUGCAAACUCCCAGUGGGCAUGAAGACGGCCGAUGGUGAUGGUGGUGAAGGUGAUGAUGAUGCCCACAGCACUGAGGGACCUCCCAGCAUUUCAGAGUGUGGAGGAGCAGAGAGCUUGUUAGCCUUCCUUCUCACAAUGCUGUCUGAGCGUUCAAGGCAGCUGUACGCACAAGAGGCCGCCUGCCGACUCCAGGCCGUCGAUCUGGAUGGAAAAUCACUGCAGAGACUUUCGAAAGAAGAAUAUCUAAAAAUGAUGCUGCCCGACAGCCCGCCAGGAGAAGACAGGAAUCGGAAGGUAUCAGCAAUGGACAGCUUGUCACCGAGGCGCUCCCUGUACCGAACGCUGUCGGACGAGAGCGUGUGCAGCAACCGCAAAGGCUCGUCGUACGCCAGCUCGCACAGCUCCAUGCUGGACCAAGCCAUGCCCAACGACAUACUGUUCAGCACCACCCCACCUUACCACAGCACGUUGCCUCCUCGCAUGAUCCACAACCAGGGAGCAUCCAACCUACGGAAUGAGUUUUGGUUCUCUGACGGCUCCUUGGCGGACAGGUCCAAGUUCAGCGACCCGGGCCUCAUGCCCCUCCCAGACACUGCCUCAGGCCUGGACUGGUCUCACCUGGUCGAUGCAGCACGAGCCUUCGAAGACCAGCGCGUGGCGUCUUUCUGCACCAUGACGGACAUGCAGCGGGCCGAGGCUCUGCAGAUCUCCAGGGAGCUAACCAGACGGGUGGUGGAGGCGGAGGGAGCGGCGCUGGAAGCAGACAGCUCUCCCUCCACGCUAACCGGCAAAGUCAACCAGUUGGAGGUGAUCCUCAGGCAGCUGCAGCACGACCUCAGAAAGGAGAAAGAGGAUAAGGCGAUGCUGCAGGAGGAGGUGCAGCACCUGAGGCAGGACAACAUGCGGCUGCAGGAGGAGAGCCAGACGGCGGCAGCUCAGCUCAGGAAGUUCACAGAGUGGUUCUUUCACACCAUCGACAAGAAGCCCUGAGAGUGAGGAAAAGCUGGACGGCCUUCACUCCUCCUGGGCACACACUCAACUCCUACUUAAGACUCCCGAAAUGAUCCACAGGCAAACAAAGUAUAAAACAAACCAUUACUGGCCCCCAAGAGUAAUCAAAGCCCCAUGCUUAGGAGACCGUCAUGCAGCCCUGUGUGUGUGUGUGUGUGUGUGUGUGUGUGUGUGUGUGCGUGUGUGUGUGAGACCUGAAACCCUGAUGUGGACCUUAGCUUUGGGAUCCUCCUCAGUUUGAAGUGCAGGGCUGUUCCUGACAUUAAUGCUUUCUCCAUCAUGGCAAACGAGACUCUUGGGAAACCUCCUCAUCUCCGGCGCUGGAGAGGAAUUAAGAAAGGCAACCCCGGGGGCCCCCCCGCCCGAGUCCCCGGGAUCUUCUUACAGUAGUGGAAUGUAAAGCUCAUUUACUGUAGUCAACAUAUAAUCUACCUACCUACCUAUGUCGCGUCAGUCUACUGUACUGUAUGCUCAGCUGUACUGUAUCAUACUGCACACACUGUCACAGCUGUUUCUGUGCCGACCGUCACGGACACAGGAAAGUAGAGAGGGCGAGGCGAGAAGGAUGGAGGAGGAGGAGGAGGAGGAGGAGGAGGAGGAGGAGGAAUGUACUGGACAAAAUGAAGUGGUACUUACUGUCUGCUUGCACCAAGAGGAAUCCACAUGUGGAAGUCUUGAAACGAACGGAGGGGGGGAGGAUGAAUGUAGCUCAACUGAGACCCUCUUUUUUUGUUUUGUUUUUUUUUUGUUUCUCUGGAUUUUCUGGUUCCCAAAGUCGCAAGUCAUUUUGAGGUUUUGAUGUUUGGAGCUUUUUCUUUGAAUCAAUUCCACCUUCUUUUCCUUUUCCUCCGUGCUGUAACGUAGGGUCACAUGGCAGUAAUUUUGAUGUUUAAAGGUGCUUUUCCCUACACACGUUUGUCAGUAGUUUCCAUUCACUGUCACAAUGUCCUAGCAAUAACAAAGUGGUAGUUACAAAACUGUGUUAAAAGUGAAAAUAAAACUUCAAAAAAAAUAAAUAAAAAAAAAGGAAAUAAAAAAUAGACGUUAGCACAAAACGUGAAGAGUUCCUGUGGAGAAGCAGUUGUUAUUUGACACGUAUUUAUAAAAACAGGAAGAGACUGUGCCUAAAACUCUUUGGUUGUAAAUGGAUUGUUUCUCUUUGCUUUUAGGUCUCUUUUAUAAACACAUGCCUUGUCUGUGGCUCACUGAUAUGAAAUCAUGUGUGUGAAUGUGUGCGUGCGUGUAGUUUAUCACAUCAAAAAAAAUGUGUUCUUAUGCAGUGGUUUCUAGAGCAGUAGAGCAGGCGCCAGUGAACCACACUUACAAUGCCAAAUGUGUUUAUUUCUGUACAUAUCUGCCACAGAAGUGUCUUGUAUUUAACACUAUUAUUUAAGCUUAUUUAACCUAAAGUUGUUUAUUUUAUUAAGGGCAUUUGUUUUUUUUUCUGCACUAAGGACAGAUAAAGCUCUGUGUAUGUUGUAAAGUGUGUAGCUUGCCAGGGCAAAAAAAAUACAAAAUAAAAAAACCUAUAUAUUUAAAUAUAUAAAUGAGGAUUUUGGAGAUUCCAACAUUUGGAUGCUGCUAGAUUAACAUUUUGCUGGUUUGUAUGCUUUUAAAAAAUGUCUCUCUCCAUAAACUUGUCUCAUCCCCGGUGGGACAUUGGUCGCUUUUUUUGUUUUGUUUUGUUUGUUUUUUUAAAUAAAUGUAGUUGUAAAAUUAAA
Molecule: messenger RNA, 7577 nt
Organism: Mugil cephalus (flathead mullet)
Lineage: Eukaryota; Metazoa; Chordata; Actinopteri; Mugiliformes; Mugilidae
Product: signal-induced proliferation-associated 1-like protein 2
Exons: 22
Coding region: 574-5835 (1753 amino acids)
Biological process (GO): regulation of small GTPase mediated signal transduction; activation of GTPase activity
Cellular component (GO): cytoplasm
Molecular function (GO): protein binding; GTPase activator activity
Source: RefSeq, a predicted model, not a curated record